ACAUCUCGCUCGCUCGCCACCGCCAACUCGCCAGUUUAUAUUUUUAGCCUACGCAGUGCAGACGUUUAGUGUAUGUUAAAAACUCAGUGAAUUUCGCAAUUGUCUUAAUAACUUAAAAUAUUAGUUUCCUUGACUGUAAAGAAAAGAAUUAUUCUGCCAUGGCCAAGAAACUGCAAAUGUGCGGUACAGAGGAGGAGAUGCGUGAGGUAGCGGGCAGGAUCUGCAGGAACUAUUUACACGGCGCCUGGAAAAGUGUCAAGCCCUCGGAACUGAUCUUCAGGCGUAUCAGCGGUGGUUUAUCAAACUUCCUGUACUACGUGGCAUUGCCCGAUGACGCCACCAAGCUCGGUGGCUACCUGCGCCGCGAGAACUCCCCGGACGCGGAGCCAGACGCAGCCGGCAUAAAGUUCCCCGGCAAGUCCAUGGGCAGAUUGGGUUCUUUCUCGAUUGAGGAGCCAACAAAGGUUUUAUUAAGGAUUUACGGUCAAGUGCACGGUGAGCGCGCAAUGGACGCAAUCGUUACGGAAUCUGUCAUCUUCACAUUGCUGUCGGAAAGAAGAUUAGGACCCAAAUUGCAUGGCGUGUUCUCUGGCGGCAGAAUAGAAGAAUAUAUACCGGCGCGUCCUCUUCUAACAAGAGAGUUAGCGGAGCCGGCAUUAUCAAUGAAGAUUGCAGAAAAGAUGGCGGCCAUACAUUCAAUGGAUGUUCCGCUGUCCAAGGAGCCCAACUGGUUGUGGAAGACGAUGGCCAAAUGGCUCAGGACGGUCAGAAGUGAGAGGCUUACGAAAUAUGCAAUUGGAAAGAAUGAAGAAGAAGAAGAGAUAAUAAAGCGUUUGAAGACAGUGGACUUUGAAAACGAGAUUGAGUGGCUCAAGAAAUUCAUCGCCUCAAUUGAAUCUCCUGUUGUCUUCUGCCAUAACGAUCUACAAGAAGGUAACAUUCUUCUUCUAGAAGAUAUCCAGCCUACCACAGAGGAUGAUAUAUCAGCGGACUACGUGCAGACAUACAGCGUGGAUGCUCCACAGUCUGAUAAAGAGAACAAUCAUACGAGAUUAGAACCACUGGCACAGUUUGAAGAUACAAACACAUCGGACAGUGUUACCAGUCAUAUAUCUGAUAGUGGGGAACCUAAACUAGUGCUUAUCGACUUUGAGUACUGUGCUUAUAACUACAGAGGCUUCGAUAUCGCAAAUCAUCUCCAGGAAUGGGCGUAUGAUUACACGAACCCUGAACCUCCCUUCUAUUACGAGAACCAGGAGAAUUGGCCGAAUCUAGAACAAAAGGAGAUAUUCAUCAAGGAGUACCUGAAGCAUUACUUCACCAGCCCUUCUGAGAGUAAGGAGCCUUCCAUUGACGACAUCAACCAGCUCCUCACCGAGGUGGAGGCGUUCGCUCUCGCCAGCCACCUCUUCUGGAGUCUGUGGUCCAUCGUCAACGCAUCCAAGAGUCAGAUACCCUUCGGAUACUGGGAGUACGGUCUAUCCAGGGUAGAGACGUACCUUCGUUUAAAGCAGGAAGUGAUAAAGAAGGAAAAAUUCGGCUUCCCCCAGAAGAGGAAAAUAUGUGAAGUAGACAUAUGAGAGGGUUGUAGCGCGCUCACUGUGUAGGGUAGUGCUAUCCCGCUCUAACUGACUGUGUACUGUACGGGAGAGAGAGGGACGGACGAUGUGCGACCAAUUUCGUGUCUCAAACUGAAAACGAAGAAGUAUAAAUAAGAAAAUAAUAAAGUGCAAGUACUUGUAAGUGUUAACAAAUAUUUAUAUCAAAUUGGAUGUAUGUAUUAUAGAAAGAUUUCUGUGAUAUCUGAUAAUGUAACAUCCUGUGAAAAAUCUAUGUAAAU
This is a messenger RNA of Papilio machaon (common yellow swallowtail), 1840 nucleotides long. Its product is annotated as choline/ethanolamine kinase. Bases 159 to 1580 code for a protein of 473 amino acids. The record is from RefSeq and is a predicted model, not a curated record. Gene Ontology annotation, molecular function: ethanolamine kinase activity; choline kinase activity. Gene Ontology annotation, cellular component: cytoplasm. Gene Ontology annotation, biological process: phosphatidylethanolamine biosynthetic process; CDP-choline pathway. The transcript is spliced from 10 exons. Lineage: Eukaryota; Metazoa; Arthropoda; Insecta; Lepidoptera; Papilionidae.